GAUGGUUUCGGUUGCAAUUAAAGUUAAACUUUUUGACAAACAACGAUAACGUAAUUUUUUCUUUGAUUUUAGAUGACGUCGCGCUAUUUUGUAAUACUGAGCGUAGUGCUGUUGCUGAUGGAGCACAUCCGCGCGAUAGAUUCGAUCCCGUACGAGACAAAGCAGCUCGCUGCAACGGGGAACGACCGAGUCCAAGGGCAAACGGUCAAACUGAAUCAUCUCGUUCGACGAAAGAGGGCGCCCUUUGGGAAACUGGCGUUGCUCGGCGGGGCUGCCCUCGGAGCUAAAGUUCUUGGCAAGAAGGCUCUUUUGCUCGGCGGGGCUGCCCUCGGAGCCAAAGCUCUUCUUGGCGCUGGUAUCGUUGGGGCUGGUUUGUACAAGGCGAAGAACUACAGUGGUGGAGGCAGCUACAAUGGUGGCGGCAGUUACGCCAGUGGAUACACAAGCUACCAAAAUUCGUGGGGUCGAUGAUAGGCGAAACAGCAAGAAGGGGAGAGAGAAAUAGGACCAAAAAUCAUUUCCACCAGCCGACACACACAAUUGGAGGAACACGUCGAUCAGGACUUAAUCUA
Colletes gigas is the source of this 572-nucleotide messenger RNA. RefSeq lists its product as uncharacterized. The coding region runs from base 73 to 471 and encodes 132 amino acids. The record is from RefSeq and is a predicted model, not a curated record. NCBI's taxonomy places the organism in Eukaryota, Metazoa, Arthropoda, Insecta, Hymenoptera, Colletidae. The transcript is spliced from 3 exons.